Molecule: messenger RNA, 2744 nt
Organism: Oryzias melastigma (Indian medaka)
Lineage: Eukaryota; Metazoa; Chordata; Actinopteri; Beloniformes; Adrianichthyidae
Product: prolyl endopeptidase
Exons: 14
Coding region: 76-2292 (738 amino acids)
Biological process (GO): proteolysis
Cellular component (GO): cytosol
Molecular function (GO): serine-type endopeptidase activity; oligopeptidase activity
Source: RefSeq, a predicted model, not a curated record
UGCGCUUAUCCUUCCGUGUGCUCGUUGUUUAUGUGUGAGUUGGACACCUCCUCUGUCAGAAUCCCCAACAAGUGAAUGAUUUACAGGACAAUUCCAAAAGUUCUCCUAAAAACAUCGAGUCGUCUCUUUAUUUUACGCCAUUCCAGACCGCUAACCUCAAAAAUGGCUUUCCAGUAUCCCCAGGCUUACCGUGACGAGGCAGUAGUGGAUGCAUAUCAUGGCACCAAAAUACCGGAUCCAUACAGCUGGUUGGAGGACCCGGACAGUGAAAAAACACAGGCCUUCGUCAAUGCUCAGAACCAGCUGACUGUACCGUUUUUAGAGGGUUGUGAGGUCCGGGACCUGUUUAAGGAGCGCAUGACGGAACUGUACGACUAUCCCAAGUACAGCUGUCCCUUCAAGAGGGGAAACAGGUACUUUCACUUCUACAACACAGGACUUCAGAAUCAGAGUGUGAUGUACGUCCAGGAGAGUUUAGACGCCGAGCCCACAGUCUUCUUAGACCCGAACACGUUUUCUGAUGAUGGAACUGUUGCUCUGCGAGGUUACGCCUUCUCUGAGGACGGCGAAUAUCUAGCGUACGGCACCAGUGCCAGCGGGUCCGACUGGGUGGAGAUCCGGUUCCUCCAGGUGGAAGGUGCCGUUCCUCUGGAGGACCACCUGGAGCGGGUCAAGUUUAGCUGCAUGUCCUGGACUCAUGAUGGGAAAGGUCUUUUCUACAACUCCUACCCGGACCAGGAGGGGAAAAGUGACGGCACUGAGACCUCCACAAACAUUCACCAGAAGCUGUACUAUCAUGUUCUGGGGACGCCGCAGUCUAAGGACAUCUUGUGUGCCGAGUUUCCUGACAACCCCAAAUGGAUGAGUGGAGCAGAGGUUUCAGAUGAUGGGCGCUACGUUCUGCUCUCAAUCAGAGAAGGCUGCGAUCCGGUUAACAGGUUAUGGUAUUGUGACCUCCAAAAGUCUCCGGAGGGGAUUACAGGCCUUUUGCCGUGGGUCAAGUUAAUCGACAACUUUGACGCCGAGUACGAAUACGUGACCAACGAAGGGACUGUGUUCACGUUCAAGACCAACCUGGACGCCCCGCGUUACCGACUCAUCAACAUCGACUUCCACUCUCCCGAGCAAAGCAGCUGGAAGGAGCUCAUCCCGCAGCACGACAAGGACGUCAUCGUGUUCGCCACGUGCACAUACUCCAGCUUUCUGUUCGUGUGUUUCCUCCACGACGUCAAGAACAUGCUGAAGAUGUACCGGCUGAGCUCGGGGGAGGAGCUGCGGACGUUUCCUCUGGACGUCGGCUCCGUCGUGGGUUUCACGGGACGGAAAAGAGAUUCGGAGAUCUUCUACUAUUUUACAUCUUUUCUGUCUCCAGCUAUCAUUUACCACUGUGAUCUAACAAAGGAUCCGCUGCAGCCGCACGUUUUCAGAGAAGUUACCGUCAAAGGAUUCAACCCGUCCGACUAUCAGACCACGCAGAUCUUCUAUCCCUCCAAAGACGGCACCCAGAUCCCCAUGUUCAUCGUUCACAAGAAGGGAAUCAAACUAGACGGCUCCCAUCCAGGUUUCCUCUACGGCUACGGCGGCUUCAACAUCUCCAUCACGCCGAGCUACAGCGUCUCCCGCCUCAUCUUCGUCCGGCAUCUGGGGGGGGUUCUGGCAGUGGCCAACAUCAGGGGUGGAGGGGAGUAUGGAGAGACCUGGCAUAAAGCUGGUAUGCUAGCCAACAAGCAGAACUGCUUCACAGACUUCCAGUGUGCGGCUGAGUAUCUCAUAAAGGAGGGAUACACGUCUCCAUCCAAGCUGACCAUAAACGGCGGCUCUAACGGAGGUCUUCUCGUAGCGGCCUGUGUCAACCAGCGGCCUGAGCUGUUUGGCUGUGCCGUAGCGCAGGUCGGCGUCAUGGACAUGCUGAAGUUCCACAAGUUCACCAUCGGCCACGCCUGGACCACCGACUUCGGCUGCUCCGAAAACAAACAGCAGUUCGACUGGCUGGUCAAAUACUCUCCGCUGCAUAACAUCCACAUCCCAGAAGGCAACGGGGUCCAGUACCCGGCCGUUCUGCUGCUCACGGGAGAUCACGACGACCGGGUGGUUCCUCUCCACUCCCUCAAAUACAUCGCCACCCUGCAGCACAUCGUGGGCCGCAGCCCCAAGCAGACCAACCCCCUGUUCAUCCUGGUGGACACCAAGUCGGGUCACGGCGCCGGAAAACCCACCAGCAAAGUCAUCCAGGAAGUGGCCGACACCUACGCCUUCAUCGCUCGCUGUCUCAACAUCUCCUGGGUCAAAUAACCGCUUUUUGUUACUUCAAUUUCAUCCCAAACGUAUUGAGAACACGUUCAUUCAACUGUUAUUUUGGUUUACUUUAACCCACCAGUAUCUGAGCGCGACGAUCGCGCAGCUGUAGUUUGAACACAGGAGCGUCCUCCUGAUCCGUGAUCGUUACAUCGUCUUCUUCAGGCUCCGACUGAACACAUAUUAUUUAUUUAUCAUUUACAAACGGGGAAAAAGCUCCUUUGAUGUUGAAUAAUGUUGACAGACAGUAUUGCAAAGGUUGCGGACAUUUGUAAAAAAAAAAAAAAAAAAACACAUUUCACGAAUGCUCGGGACGGUUUUUGUGUGUGGAUAUCAGUUCUUUAGGUUUCAGUGAUGAUUUCUACCUCUUGACUUGUGCUGAUUGGUUCCCUCCAGAAGGGAAACUAAACAUUAAGCUACAAUGACAAUAAAUAACUUUUUAAACGAAA